Molecule: messenger RNA, 7503 nt
Organism: Hypoxylon trugodes
Lineage: Eukaryota; Fungi; Ascomycota; Sordariomycetes; Xylariales; Hypoxylaceae
Exons: 12
Coding region: 1-7503 (2500 amino acids)
Biological process (GO): fatty acid biosynthetic process; secondary metabolite biosynthetic process
Molecular function (GO): fatty acid synthase activity; phosphopantetheine binding; 3-oxoacyl-[acyl-carrier-protein] synthase activity
Source: RefSeq, a predicted model, not a curated record
AUGGACCCGGUUUCAAUCGUAGGUAUAUCGUUCAAACUUCCCCAAGGAGUUGAAGACGAAGAUGCGCUGUGGGAUGUCCUUGCCAAUGGAAGAAAUUUGAUGACGAGCUGGCCGACAACUCGUGCCGACAUCAAUGCGUUCUACGGCACCGAGCCAGGCAUGCCUAAUAAACUCUACUCUCGUGGAGGACAUUUCCUAGCUUCUGAUAUUGAAGCUUUUGAUGAGCCAUUCUUUUCAAUUCACACGAAAGAAGCUGCAUCGAUGGAUCCUUCUCACCGAAUGGCUCUUGAAGUUGCUUACCACGCUUUGAGAAUGGUAACUGGUAUCACAAUGGAAGAGCUGCGUGGGUCUCGGACUGCUGUCUUUGGAAUUACAACGUCGGAUGACUACCGGCGAAUUCUCUCCAAGGAUGCUGAUACUCUACCCCGAAUGUCUGUUAUGGGAGUGGCUUCGUCAAUGCUUCCUAAUAGAGUGAGCUGGUUCUUCGACCUACAAGGCCCAAGUGUUAGUGUGGAUACUGCCUGUUCUAGCAGUAUGGUGGCAAUGGACAUGGCGCGCCAAUCCAUCAGCAGUGGUGACGCUUCCAUGACUUUGGUCAUUGGCACGAACCUCAUGUUGAGUCCAGAAUUAUCAAUAUCUCUUGAUAACAUGGGCUUCCUAUCUGCCGAUAGUGUUUGCUACAGCUUUGACCACCGCGCAAAUGGAUACGGGCGAGGCGAAGGCGUAAUUGCUAUGGUUUUGAAGCCGCUAUCAGAUGCAGUACGAGAUGGGAAUACUAUUCGAGCAAUAGUCCGGUCGACUGGGUCAAACCAGGAUGGCCAUACGAACGGAAUGACACAGCCCAGCGUGAAGUCGCAGGAGUCAAUCAUUCGCGAUGUCUAUCACAAGGCUGGACUCGAUUUCCAGACAACUCGUUACAUCGAGGCACACGGGACCGGCACUCCCAUUGGUGACCCGAUCGAAAUGGAAGCUAUUGGAAAAGUAUUCAGGUCGUUUGGAUCUACAGAGAAACCCCUAUAUGUUGGGUCAGUGAAGUCAAAUAUUGGCCAUCUAGAAGGGACUAGCGGACUGGCUGGGAUCCUUAAGGCUAUCCUAGUCCUGGAAAGGGGUAUCAUACCUCAGAACGCUCUCUUUGAGAGAAUCAAUCCCGACAUUGAUACCGUUUUCUGUUGUACAGAGGUCCCAGUCAGAAACGUUGUGUGGCCAGUGGCCGGCCAGCGCCGCGUGUCUGUGAAUUCCUUUGGAGUCGGAGGCACGAAUUCGCAUGCCAUUCUCGAUGACGCAUUCAACUAUCUCCAAAGCCACUCACUAGUAGGAUUCCACAACAGUGGUUUUCUCAAUAGUACAGAUAAGCCAUACGAACAUAUCGAAUCCCGAGACAGCAAAGGAACCAUGAAGCAUCCCAGUUCGGAGGGGGUGAUGAGGCUACUCGUUUGGUCCGCUAAGGAUGAACAUGCGUUGAACAGUAUGAUUCAGUCAUUCCAGACCUUUUAUGAGGAACGAAUCUUGGACGAUCCCAUUAAGCUUGAUCAACUGGCCUACACGUUAUCUGCUCGGAGAACAAGAAUGUUGUGGAGGUCAGGUGCGGUUGUUUAUUCUUCACCUAACGUUAACAGAGGUGCAAGAUUGACAAUGUCAAAACCUUGCCGAGCUACAGCCGAAAGGGAUCUUGCAUUCAUUUUCACCGGCCAAGGCGCCCAGUACGUAGGGAUGGGUUUAGAACUUCUUUGUUACCCUGUGUUUUCACAGAUGAUGCGUGAAAUCGAGGAGAUCUACAUACACCUAGGCGCAGAGUGGUCUUCACUAGACGCUAUGCGAGACAAAGACAAAAUUGAUUUGCCCGAGUACUGUCAGCCACUCUGUACCGCGCUUCAGAUUGCCCUUGUGGCUUUGUUAAAGUCUUUUGGAAUCACCCCUGCUGUAGUGGUGGGGCAUUCAUCAGGCGAAAUCGCGGCUGCAUAUUCCAUAGGUGCACUUACACUGAAAUCCGCCUGCAAGACGGCCUUUUACCGAGGGCAGUUAGCAAGUAAGCUUCAGGCUUCAACGGCACCUAGAGUGAUGCUUAACGUCAACCUCGCUGAGGACAGCAUCCUGAACUAUAUCACCGCGCUGAAACAAGAAUCAUCUGAGGCACUUCAUGUUGCCUGCAUCAACAGCCCUUCGAAUUGUACAAUAUCAGGAGGCGAGAAGAUAAUUGGUCACUUGGAGAAACGACUUCGAAUGGACAAUAUAAUCGCCAAGAGAUUGAGAGUGGGCGUGGCAUACCACUCCCCCGCCAUGGAAGUCAUUGCAUCAGAUUAUCAUCAGGUUUUGGGAAUCCUCGAGGAAGCCGAACACAAUGGCACUAUCAUGAUCUCUUCCGUCACUGGGAGUCCAGUCAAUGCGGCAGAACUAUCCCAGCCUCGGUAUUGGAUUGAAAAUCUGACCUCUACCGUUAAAUUUUCCGACGCAGUGACAAAAAUUGUCAGCGAUUUCGUAGGUAAGAAAGGGAUUCCGGAUCUUCUUGAAAUAGGUCCACAUUGUACGUUACGCCGGCCACUAAGAGAAAGCCUUGGUGAAACAUACAUGAACCAGACUGUGUAUCUCAAUACACUGGAGAGAAGUGUUGGAUCGAAACUCGCGAUAUUUGAACUGCUCGCCCAACUGUAUUCACAUGGCCACCAAGUCCUCGUUGAAGUCGUCAACCAGCAAGAUUCAGAUAACAAGCAUAGUGUUCCUUCUCUGAUAGACUGCCCCCGAUACUCUUUUAACCACUCGACCAAAUAUUGGUUUGAAUCUCGGUUGAGUCGCGACUAUCGUCUGCGACAAAAGCCUACCCAUGACCUUCUUGGAAUAGCUUCGCAUGAUUGGAAUCCAUUAAGACCAAAGUGGAGGAACUUUCUCAAUUUUGAGACAAUGCCGUGGAUUGCGGAGCAUAUCAUUGAUGGCACUGCUAUGAUUGUUAUAGCAGUCGAGGCCGUAAACCAAUCUAUAGCUGCAAAUCAAAGUGCACGAGCCUACCUCUUAAAAGAAGCAGAAUUCAUCAGCCCAAUCAUAGUAACCAGCGAUGACACCACCGAAAUGGCAGUCGAAUUGGAUUACUUGCUGAAGCCCUUCGAAAAAGAAACUUCCUGGUUUGAUGUGACAAUCAGUACAUAUUCGAAAGAUUGUUGGACUAAGUGCUUCCGGGCUACUAUACACGUUGAGUACGAUGGACCAGCCACGGAAGUUGAUGGUGGUCUGGAAACCAAUCUUGCCAAUGAGCGAGCGUUACAGCGCUAUCAAGAAGCCGAGAAUUCGUGCCAAGAUAUAGUUGAUACGACAGCAUUUUACAAGGGGAGCGCUGACCAUGGAGCCAUCUAUGGAGCUUCAUUCCAGUUACUGCAGGAUGUUCGCUGGAUGGUCACGAAACCUCCAUUGCUCGGGUUAAUAUGGCACGGCCGGGUAAAAUGGGUAGUUUUUGUGCACCCAGCAGUACUUGAUACAGCGUGCCAACUGGCUCUUGUGCAGUGUAUAAACAAAACUACUAUGAUUCCCCGCAAACUCAAGAACGCUUGGAUUGCACGAGACGGGUGGUCUAAGACCCCUAAUAUCAACAUGAUGGCAACAUGGAACACGAAGGAGAGUGUCCCAGGAAUCGAUGUUUCUAUACAUGUGCUGGAUCAAAAUGGGUCCUUGUUGUGGAAUAUUGAGACAUUAUCGUUUCUCCCUGUAGCAAGCCCUAUGAGGCCGAUGGAAUCCAAACGACGGAUAUUUCAUGAGAUUGAUUGGAAACCGCAGUUGAGUUUGAUGAGCCGAGAGAAUCUACGCCGCUGGUGCGCCAUAGAUGAAUUUCCCAUCCUUCCAACGGAGCUGAAGUCUUUCUACCGACGUUUGGAGAAUCUGCUGGACAAGGUCAUUCGGGCGACGUUACUACGCAUAUCCGAGAAAGACCUUGAGAACACACCAAGACAUAUACCUCAACUUAUCAGUUGGAUGAAUCGCCGGGUUCAACAUAUGCCCCCUUCCGUCCGAGAAAAUGUAACCUGUCAGGACGAACUAACAUCCGAGUUAGAGGAGUUAGGAGAACAGCAGCCACCUUACAAAAUAUUCACUACGGUCGCACGCCAUUUACCAUCUAUAAUACGCGGUCACGUCGAUCCGUUAGAACUCAUCUUCAGCACGAAGUUGGCAGAGGCUUUUUACACUGAACUGUUCAACCGCAGCUGCGAUUUUAGGCUGCAGAACUUUAUAAACUUGGUGUUACAUGAGACUCCUGGACUCAGAAUUCUUGAAGUUGGAGCGGGCACAGGUACAAUGACCCGCUAUAUACUAGACUUUCUCCAGGAAUUCGAGACAUCGAGCGGAGCAGAGGCAUUCGCCGAAUACAUUUAUACGGACGUUUCGCCGGGUUUCUUCAACGCUGCCAGCGACCGCUUUGGACAACGCUUUGGGAACAGAAUUAAAUUCAUGGUAUUCGAUCUUGAGGGUGAAACGCAUCGACAAGGCUUUGAAGAUGCUUCUUUCGAUAUGAUUAUUGCUGGAAGUGUGCUCCAUGCUACUAGGGACAUUUCCUCAACCCUCUGUGGCCUGCGCAGGUUGCUUAAGACUGGAGGUCAUUUGGUGAUCCUUGAGGUGCUGAUGCCUCAUGCAGUGCCCCCGAAUCUUGCUUUUGGUGUACUACCUGGUUGGUGGCUCAGUGUAGAGGAGUGGCGACAACAUGGUCCAGCAGUUGACGCGAACAGAUGGAACAAUCUACUUGAAGCUACUGGGUACUCGGGUAAUGACCUGGUAAUCAGAGAUUCAGGGGAACCCGCAUUCCACAUCUGUGGUAUCAUAAUCACAAGGGCCGUUAGUCAACAGUCCCAAAUAGUAACUAAAGCAACCCAGAAGCCAUCGAUCAUCCUAAUCAUUGACGAAACGUCCGCCGCACAGAUGUGUUUAGCAGAUGCCCUUUGUCAAGACAUAGGGACCGCGGUGGUUGUGCUACUGGAGGUGGAGAAGACGUUCCUUUAUCACAUAGGAGAACAGGACUUCGUCCAUCUUCAAAAGUUGUUCAAACGUACCAAAAUGCUACUAUGGGUUUCAAUACCGAGCCAGAGAGAGAUAGACGAGUCGGAGUACCCGCAUUACAGCCUUUCCAAAGGACUAUUGCGAGCUGUAAGAUCAGAAGAUCCGGAAAGGCACUUUGUCAUCGUGGCUUUUGAGUCGCAUACUAUUAGGUCGACAAGCAGCUCUAAGGAGAUAGUUGCUAUUCUGAACGUCUCCUUCGGGCACACAUCAAGAUCCCCCGAAGUAGAAUAUAUUGUACGCCACGGCCAUAUACUGACGGCCAGAGCACUGGAAAAUAAGAAGUUGGACGAGACCGUGGAAGCAUUCAUUAAUCCUCAACUUCAGGCUUCACCCUGGCUAUCUGGGCCACCUUUGAUGUUAUCUGUUGGAAAGAGGGGAAUGCUUGACAGUCUAGGAUUCGUUGAAGAUAUUUUGCCCCGACAUGAAAUCAGCCCAGACGAGGUCGAAAUUGAAUCUAAGGCGUGGGCGCUUAGCUUUCGGGACGUUUUUGUUGCCCUCGGUCGAUUGCCCGGGCAAAGUUUGGGCUUAGAUUGCUCUGGCAUCGUUACUCGCGCUGGUAUUCAGACGGGGUUUGUUCAGGGUGAACGCGUUUGCAUGAGCUCCAUAGGAUGUAUGCGACGCCACCCGAGAGCAAAGUCUCGCGCCGUAUUUAGAAUCCCAAAUGGUGUAUCAUUCGAAUCUGCAGCAUCUAUCAUGAACCCGGCGACUGCGGCAUAUUAUUCUUUAAUCCAAGUCGCCAGAUUGCAAAAAGGUGAAAAGGUCCUUAUUCACUCUGCUGCUGGGAGUACGGGGCAACUAGCUAUCCAGAUAGCGCGGAUGGUGGAAGCUGAAAUAUUCGCCACUAUCGGAUUUGAUGACAAAAAACAACUUUUGAUAGACCAUUUUGGUAUUAAACCCGAUCACGUCUUUUACAGCAGGGACACCUCUUUUGCCAAUGGUAUCAGGCGCAUGACUGGAGGCUAUGAGGUGGAUGUGGUGUUGAAUUCCUUAUCGGGAGAUGGCCUCCAAGCAUCCUGGGAAUGCAUGGCCCCAUAUGGCCGGUUUGUCGAGAUUGGUAAAGCUGACAUAGUGGGAAAUUCUUCCCUUCCUAUGGCUGGCUUUUCUAGAAAUGUGAGCUUCUUUGCCGUGGAUUUGUAUCACGUCUUGGAAUCAGGCAACCCAUCAGGAUACAAGAUCCUGGAAGAAAUAUCGGCCUUACUCGAUGCGGGACAUAUCCGCUAUCCUAGCCCUCUGCACAUCUUCUCCGUGUCGGAAAUUGAGAAGGCUUUUCGCUUUAUGCAAAGCGGUCGAAAUACAGGGCGGAUCAUCAUCAAACCUAACGAUUGUGACAUUGUUCAGAAACGGCUUCUCGAAACACGUGAGUGGAUAUGCGAUAAGGAGGCUUCUUACGUCGUAGUGGGUGGUCUUGGAGGUAUCGGUCGAGCUAUCCUUCGUUGGCUCGCUAAAAAAGGAGCCCGGCAUUUACUCGUCCCGUCAAGAUCCGGAGGCAUGGGAUCCGUGGAGGCAAGUAAAACCAUCUCGGAGCUUCGACAACUAGGUAUUAAUGUCGUGGCUCCAAAAUGUGAUGCCUCGUCGGAUUCUGAGCUCUCUAAAAUGAUAGCGGAGUGUGCCAUAACAAUGCCGCCAAUCCGCGGAUGUAUCAAUGGUGCUAUGGUGCUUCAGUCGCAGCUCACCAUUCGCUCUAAAGCGCAUACGGCUUGGAAUCUGCACAAGCUUCUCCCUCAUUCUCUUGAUUUCUUUAUUCUUUUGUCGUCUCUUGCGGGUACCUAUGGUACGCCGGCCCAGUCAAAUUAUGCCGCGGGAUGCGCCGUUCAGGAUGCCGUUGCGCAUUACCGCAUCCAAAAAGGAGAGAAAGCAGUCUCUCUGGACAUUGGUUGGAUGCGGACUACAGGCAUUAUAGCCGAGAACAAGCGAUACCAAGAAUAUAGACAAAACACGGCAGAUAUGGGGCAGAUUGAAGAACACGAACUGAUGUCUAUACUAAACAUCUAUUGUGAUCCGAAUCUACCACUACUUUCCAGUGGCAAAACCCAACUCCUGAUUGGCAUGGUGACGCCAGCGGACUUCCUCGCGCGCGGCGUAUCUGUUCCAAACUGGGUGGACCAACCGCUCUUUCGGGGCUUUUCGAGAUAUUCCAAUGACGAAGCCCGAGGCCGUAUAAUGCAAGCCUUAGAGAGUCCACGGGCCCGGUUCAAGAAAUCAAUAAGUUCAACCGAGCGUUCAAAGGUCGUAGUGGAAACACUGGUGGCCAGGCUUUCUCGAGCGAUUUCGGUUGUACCAGAAGAUAUCGACCCCAACCAUAGUCUCUCUAACUAUGGGGUCGAUUCACUCGUAGCCGUCGAGUUGCGGAAUUGGAUACAUGAUUCUUUUCAAGCUAGCGUUGCUGUCUUUGAUAUCAUGGGUGGCAACACUAUCGCCGCCAUUGGAGAUUUAAUCGCGAAUAGGAGUGAGUUCGCGAUGGGUACAAAAUAA